This is a messenger RNA of Helianthus annuus (common sunflower), 3159 nucleotides long. RefSeq names its product alpha,alpha-trehalose-phosphate synthase [UDP-forming] 6. Gene Ontology annotation, cellular component: cytosol. The transcript is spliced from 3 exons. Bases 274 to 2979 code for a protein of 901 amino acids. Lineage: Eukaryota; Viridiplantae; Streptophyta; Magnoliopsida; Asterales; Asteraceae. Gene Ontology annotation, biological process: trehalose biosynthetic process. The record is from RefSeq and is a predicted model, not a curated record. Gene Ontology annotation, molecular function: catalytic activity.
CAGUAUUGCCUCUCUCUCCUCUCUCUCUCCUCUCUCUCUCUCUCCUCUCUCUCCUCUCUCUCUCUCUCUCUCUCUCUCUCUCUCUCUCUAGGCUACUGUUUUCAAGUUCUCACCUGGUAAAUAUCUUGAACUUUUCUUCAAAGAUUUCAUCUGGGUUUUUAUUAUUUUGUGUAAUUAAUAAUAUUUGUGUAACAUAUGAUUGCAUCUAUGUUUCUUUUUUAAUUAAUUGCCAUGAAAUUUAAUAACUUAUAUAACUAAGUUGUUAAGUUUAAAAUGGUAUCGAGAUCAUAUUCCAAUUUAUUAGAUCUCGCCGGCGGCGAGCUGCCGUCGCCGCCGGCGUUCAGCCGUAUGACCGUCCAAUUCCCCCGGAUUAUGACCGUCUCCGGCAUAGUUUCCGACACCGAUGAUGACCCAUCAGGGAGUGUAUCCUCUGGUUUAUCAUCACCAUCAAUCCCACAUGAUCGGUUGAUCAUUGUUGCUAACCAGCUGCCCAUUCGAGCUCACCAGAAAACAUUUUCCGACGGCUCGAAUCGCUGGGAUUUUAGUUUGGAUGAGAAUUCACUUCUCCUUCAACUAAAAGAUGGUUUAGGACCCGGGCCCGGUAUCGGGCCUAAAAACGGGUCUGGGCCCGGGCCCAAAACCGGCUCAAAUGGGCCCGGAAUCACUAACGGGCCUGGAAAUGGGCCCGGAAUCACUAACGGGCCUGGAAAUGGGCCCGGGCCCGAUGGAAUGGAAGUUAUCUAUGUGGGUUGUUUGAAAGAAGAAAUUCAUCCAAGUGAACAAGAUGAAGUAUCACAGAUUCUUUUGGAAAAAUUCAAAUGUGUGCCCACAUUUUUCCCACCUGGAUUAUACACAAGAUUCUAUCAUGGGUUUUGUAAGCAGCAGUUAUGGCCGUUAUUUCAUUACAUGUUGCCGCUGUCGCCGGAUUUAGGGGGUCGGUUUAACCGGUCGUUAUGGCAAGCUUAUGUUUCGGUCAACAAGAUUUUCGCUGAUAGAAUCAUGGAGGUGAUCAACCCGGAAGACGAUUUCGUGUGGAUUCAUGAUUAUCAUCUCAUGGCUUUGCCGACGUUUUUGAGGAAACGGUUUAAUCGGGUUAAACUUGGGUUUUUCUUGCACAGCCCGUUUCCUUCGUCGGAGAUAUAUAAGACUUUACCCGUUAGAGAAGAGAUUCUUCGCGCGCUUUUGAAUUCGGAUUUGAUCGGGUUCCAUACGUUCGACUACGCGCGUCAUUUUCUGUCUUGUUGUAGUCGAAUGUUGGGGAUUUCGUAUGAAUCUAAACGCGGUUAUAUCAGUUUGGAAUACUACGGGCGAACGGUUAGUAUCAAGAUUCUCCCUGUUGGGAUUCAUAUGAAACGACUUCAAACCGUGCUAAACCUGCCCGAAACUGAAUUGAAGGUUUCCGAGCUCAUCAAGCAGUUUAAAGAUCAAGGGAAAACAAUGUUGUUAGGUGUUGAUGAUAUGGACAUAUUCAAAGGAAUUAGCUUGAAGUUCUUAGCGAUGGAACAGUUAUUGAUUCAGCAUCCCGAGUGGCAAGGAAAGCUCGUUUUAGUACAGAUAGCGAAUCCCGCAAGGGGUAACGGAAAUGAUGUGAAGGAAGUGAAGGCGGAAACUUAUUCAACCGUCAAACGAAUCAACGAGUUGUUCAGGAAGCCCGGGUACGAGCCCAUUAUUUUGAUCGAUCAGCCGCUUAAGUUUUACGAGCGGGUAGCUUAUUAUGUUGUUGCCGAGUGUUGUUUGGUGACAGCGGUUAGAGACGGGAUGAAUCUUAUGCCGUAUGAGUACAUUAUCAGUCGCCAGGGUAACGAUAAGCUCGAUAAGGUCUUAGGUUUGGAACCGUCGAUGUCAAAGAAAAGCAUGUUGGUUGUUUCCGAGUUUAUCGGAUGCUCACCGUCUUUAAGUGGGGCCAUACGGGUCAACCCGUGGGAUAUUGACUCGGUUGCUGAUGCAAUGGACUGUGCCUUAGAGCUGAGUGAGCCCGAGAAGCAAUUGAGACACGAGAAGCAUUAUAGAUACGUGAGUACUCAUGAUGUCGGGUAUUGGGCCCGUAGCUUUAUGCAAGAUUUGAAGAGAACAUGUAUCGAUCACGUGAGGAAAAGGUCGUGGGGGAUAGGUUUCGGGUUGAGUUUUCGAGUCGUCGCUUUAGAUCCGAACUUUCAGAAGCUAUCGAUGGAGCGUAUAGUUUCAGCUUAUAAACAAACUACCAGAAGAGCGAUUCUUUUGGAUUACGAUGGCACUUUAAUGCCUCAAUCUUCCAUCGAUAAGAGUCCGAGUUCGAAAACCGUAGAGAUGCUCAACACUUUGUGUAGAGACAAGAACAAUAUGGUUUUUGUUGUGAGUGCAAGGAGCCGAAACAUGUUAAGCGAAUGGUUUGCUUCUUGCGAAAAACUCGGGCUCGCAGCAGAACACGGGUGUUUUCUAAGGUUGAAAAGAGAUGAAGAAUGGGAGACGUGUGUGCAAGUGGAAGAUUCGGGGUGGAAGCAGAAUGCUCAUCCGAUUAUGACACUUUACACCGAGACAACCGAUGGAUCAAUGAUUGAGACGAAAGAUACAUCGAUGGUGUGGUCUUACGAAGACGCAGAUCCUGAUUUUGGAUCUUGUCAAGCUAAAGAGCUUCUUGAUCAUCUCGAAAGUGUGCUUGCUAAUGAACCCGUGACAGUGAAAAGAGAAAAGAGUUGUGUUGAGAUUAAGCCACAGGGUGUAAGCAAGGGACUGGUUGUGAAACGACUGCUCGCAAACAUGCACGAGAGGGGAACGACUCCAGAUUUUGUGUUGUGUAUAGGAGACGAUCGGUCAGAUGAAGAUAUGUUCGAGGUAAUUACGAGUUCUGUAGCGUCUGACAAAUGCAUUGCUCCAAAUGCAGAAGUGUUUGCAUGCACAGUGGGGAAUAAACCUAGUAAGGCCAAGUAUUAUCUUGAUGAUACAGUUGAGAUUGCUAGAAUGAUGCAGGGGCUGGCUUUAGUAUCUGAAAAACCUUGUUAAUUGAGAGCGACUGAUUUUAGGAUGAGUAUACAGUUGUUUGGUUUGGUUGGUUCCUGCUGUUUAGUUGUAAAUUUCAUACAGUUGUUAAAACUUCAUGUUCAGUUGAUCUGUACAUAUUUGUUGUUUUCUUUGUUUUUGUGGCAGAGUUCAUCAGUUUAUAGGCUUGUAAACUUCUUGUUC